CCCGCUCCCGGCCCCGCUCCGGGCCCGGCGCUCUCCCGUGGGUAGCGGGAGGCUGCCCCGGGAAGCCCGAGGCGGCGAGAGCUCUCGGCGUCUCGCUGGCUGCGGGUCGAGCUGCGAGUCAGUAACGCCCCGCUUUGUUCCGGUGUUGUAGGUCAGGAUGGCAUCGGUUGAGAGGGAAACACUGUCCCAGGAGGAGCUGCGGAAAAGGCUGUAUCAGACCUUUAAGAGCCGAGGCGUACUGGACACACUUAAGACACAGCUCCGAAACCAGCUAAUCCAUGAGCUAAUGCACCCAAUUUUGAGUGGAGAGCUUCAGCCACAGAUGGUUCCAAGUGAAGACAGUUCACUUUUGAUAACUGCUUCUAACAGUUUGGUGGCAGAUCAUCUAGAGAGAUGUGGCUACGAGUAUUCACUUUCUGUGUUCUUUCCAGAAAGUGGAUUAGAAAAGAAGAAGCUGUGGACUGUGCAAGAUCUUCUUCAAUUAAUGAGGAUAAAUCCAGAAUCCAGUCUUUACAAAUCAUUGACUUCAGGAACUCAGAAGGCAAAUAAAGCUGAGAAGCUUCAGCUGAUUGAUGAACAGUUUGCGGACUCCUAUCCUCUGCAUCAGAAAUAUGAAUCUUUAGAAGUAAAACUUAAUGAAUAUAGAAAAGAAAUAGAGAAGCAGCUUCACGAAGAAAUGCAUCAAAAGCUUGAACAUUUUAAAGAAGUUGAAAUAGCAAAGAUUAAAAUGGAGGAGAAAGCACAGACCCAAAAAGAAAUCUCUGAGCUGCGCCAUGAGUUAGAGAAGACACAUCAAGCAAAGUCGGAAGCCUUGAUCUCUCGUGAGAAGAAUGCUAUUGAGAGGCUUCAAAGGCAACAAGAGAUAGAAGCAAAGGAAGUGUAUGCUCAGAGACAAAGUCUGUUGAAAGAUAUUGAAGCCGUAAGGACCAGAGAGGCAGAACUGAAGCAAAGGAUGGAGGCAUUUGAAAUCACCCAGAAAGUUCAGGAGGAGAAAAAUAAAGCUAUAGAAGAUGCACUUCGACGUCGUGAGGUUGCUGUGAAGAACAUAGAGGAGACAUAUGACCAAAAGCUGAAGACAGAACUCUUAAAAUAUCAGCUCGAAUUAAAAGAAGAAUACAUAGCCAGAACCAAUAAAGUUACUGAAGAUGAGAAAAAAAAUAAAGAGAAAGCUAUGUUUUUGCAAGAAGAAGCCAUUGCUGUUAAUUCAAAAAAGGAGGAACUCAAGCAAGCUGUAUCUCGCACCAAAGAGCUUGAGCUGGACUUGGAGUCAGUGAAGGCCCAGGUUCUGUUGGUAAAUAAACAGAAUCAGUUGUUGACAGAAAAGCUGAAAGAGGUAUCAGACUAUCCUUUGCUAAAGGAGGAGAAAUUGGAGCUCCAAGUGCAGAAUAAACUUCUUAGGCAACAGUUGGAUGAGACUCGGAGUGAGAACCAGCAUCUUCGAGACAAACUGUCCCAGCCCUCAGCGGAGUACCUGGCCUGCCAAGUGGAGCUGAGGAGAGUGGAGCAUUCUAAGAAGUUGAUGCGGGAUGAAUUUGAAAGUCAUAAGCAAAUGUUGGAAAAACAGCUACAAAGUGAGAUUGAGCGUUGUGCCCAGUUAAAGGCCCAACUGUUAGACUCUGAAGCUACUGUCAGGAAGUUAAAUGUGCAGGUUGAAGAACUGAAACUGCAAGUGAAGCAAACACAGGCAGCUCUGGAGAAUGAGGUGUAUCGGAACCCAAAGCCGUCGCUCGUCGACCGCUCCGUCCUCGACUUCCUUGGGGACAGGCUGGUGCCCCCCGACGUUUACGUGGAGGGCGCGCUCCCGAGGAAGCCGCUCCUGCCCGAGGUGGGGCCGGCCAGCGCCGUGCCAGGGCCCGGCUGGCAGCUGCGGCCGCGCAGCGCUUCCCCGGACUCUGACCUGGAGUGCAUCGCACAGGCCCGGGCCAGGGUGAAGGAGCUGGAAAAGGAGGCCGAGUACUUGGAAGAAGCCUACAGGAGUUACCAACACAGAGUCAUGCUGAAUGCAGCUGCAAGCAGAACACCAAGGAAGAUGCAGCCUCCUGUAAUUCUGCAGUGUCCUCUUAGUAGACACCCUUUGACUACCCAGCAGGAACUGCUAGAGGAUAAUCCCAGCUGCCCACAUUCCCCUCUGAGCAGUCCAAGAGGUGAGGAACGCAUCAAAAGAACUGAGCAGGUUGAUAUCAUUAAAACUUCCUUCACGCCACCACACAGAGGAGCAUCUUCCAGGCGCCUUUCUUCUACUCCCAUUUCCAAACCGAAGAAAGACCUCGGUAACAAGAAAAUUCCAGAUGACAUCAAGAGCUCAUCCCUUACCUCUUCACAGCAGAGUGUUGACCAGGUUCUUUCUCCUAUUUCAAAGCCAUGUUUGCUUUCAUCUUCUGAGUCUGUUCCUUCCUCACCAUCCAGUCAUGGCCAGAAAACCAGACUUCAGAGUCAACAAACAGAUAAACAAGAUCUCAGUGAUAUCCACAAACCAGAGAAACUGAGGUAUGAGGAUCUUGAAGAACACAUUAAUACUCUUGAAGAUCAGGGGGACAUACCAGAGGAGUGUCAAAGUGAUGUCUUGCAUCCAUCUGGGGACAUUGUCGAUGAAAACUGUGUCACAGCCCCUGUGCCAGCAACAGCCACUUCACUGCAGGACUUAAGUGAGUUCUCAGCUCAGACACAAAACAAAGUACCCUUUCUAAAUGUCAAAUGUGUAACACAGAAAGCCAAAUAUUUAAGAGUCUAUAGGUAUGAAGGCUGGUGUAGUUGAAAAAUUUUCCAGAAAGUGCCAUUUCUGUAAUAAAGAAAAAGGAGUGUUUUCCUUUGCUUUUCUGUAUGAGGAUGACUUUUUUAAUCCUGGUUUUAGUUGAAUUUGCUUUUAAUUUAAACAUUCUUGUAACAUAUCCUACCCCUCCAUCCAGCCUCUUGUGAGAUGAUUAUUUUUUCUUUAGGAUAAUUAUUAAAUAUAAUUUCUGCUCUUUAUAGGAAUGAGACAUUAAAUAUUUGAAGUAUUUUAUGUACUGCUUGUCUGGAUUUUUAAAAAUUUAUUCUUGACUCUGUUGUUGUACUGUAUUAUUAAAACCUUAAUUAAACAUUAACAUAACAUUAACAAUGAAAAGCAUUAAAACAAUACAGUUUUAAUUCUUUGGCUAGAUGAGAAUAAUAUCUCAUAGUCAGCAUAUGUUGCUAUUCUAAUUGUUCUAGAUGGAAACAUUAUGAUUCUUUUUAUUUAGAGAAGGGCUUUCUAGCUUCUCAUGAUUCCCACUCCUUAGUUUGCCCAUCUCAUUGCUGUCUAAUGCUGUUCUUUGUACACAGCUUUUUAAAUACAUUGGUCAUAUCACCAGUGUGUCCUGCAAUAAUUUUCCAAGGGGUUUUAAAUACUUUGCUUUAUAAAUAUAAAGAAUUGUAUCCAACCACAUUGCAGAGGGGGAAAUAAUACAGUAACAUGGACUUUGGGAUAAUAAAGGUUUGUUUUAUAAGCAUGUCCAUGAAAGGAAUGAGAAGUGCAUAGAUCUGUCAAAUCUCUGGCCUAUACUUUGGCUCUACUCCUUAACUCCUGGUGAGUCAUUUAUCAGACAAAAAAACGUUGAGAGGUGGGAAAACCCAUUAUCCCAUACCCAAGAGUAAGUUUGGUGUAUGUACAAACAAUAUAUCCAGUUGGUUUUCAUUUGCUGUUAACGUUUUACAGGAACCUGGUACUGAUUUGUAUGCUCUUGUAGCGAUUACUGAACUACAUAAAUCUAAUUACAGAUGUUGAAAUAAUUUUUCACAGCAGUGCUGGAUCAAAGGCAGAUUGAAGAACAGAACAGAGAAGUUGAG
Lonchura striata (white-rumped munia) is the source of this 3804-nucleotide messenger RNA. The record is from RefSeq and is a predicted model, not a curated record. Lineage: Eukaryota; Metazoa; Chordata; Aves; Passeriformes; Estrildidae.